Suricata suricatta (meerkat) is the source of this 2087-nucleotide messenger RNA. It is a transcript of the gene RAB32, whose product is annotated as RAB32, member RAS oncogene family. Gene Ontology annotation, cellular component: vesicle; Golgi apparatus; trans-Golgi network. Gene Ontology annotation, molecular function: GTP binding; GTPase activity. Lineage: Eukaryota; Metazoa; Chordata; Mammalia; Carnivora; Herpestidae. The transcript has 6 exons. The coding region runs from base 1 to 1074 and encodes 357 amino acids. Gene Ontology annotation, biological process: vesicle-mediated transport. The record is from RefSeq and is a predicted model, not a curated record.
AUGCGAUUGGCUGUAGCAUUGGCGGGAAUAGGGCCAGAGAGUGGAAAAGUACGGAUGACUCAGAGGAGGUCUAUGUAUACGAUUAGGCCAAGACAAUCAACAGGCGGCAAUGGAAAGUCCCCAAGUGCCUGUGGGGUCCCCCACCACGAUUCUAUUUCUAAUGUCAGUGGGAACCUAAGAGAGUCAGAGAAGGAGGAACCUGUAAAAAUCUAUGGCGAUAUCGUUAUCAGCCCUUUGCCAAGUUCAGAGUCAGUGUCCCUUUCCAAAGUGGCCGCUGCAGAGGAAUCGUGGGCGGGAUCUCCAGGUGUUAAACCCUCUCGGGCCUUGGCUGGAAGGAGGUUCAACCCCAGGCCAGCGCCGCGCGCCUGCCGGGCCCACCUCCCUCGCCCCUCCGCGCCCGACCCCGGGGUUCCCGGGGACCGGGUCGUGGGGACGGCGGCGGCCGCCGCGCCCGAGACCCGCGAGCACCUCUUCAAGGUGCUGGUCAUCGGCGAGCUCGGCGUGGGCAAGACGAGCAUCAUCAAGCGCUACGUCCAUCAGCUCUUCUCCCAGCACUACCGGGCCACCAUCGGGGUGGACUUCGCCCUCAAGGUCCUCAAUUGGGACAGCCGCACGCUGGUGCGCCUGCAGCUCUGGGACAUCGCGGGGCAAGAGCGGUUUGGCAACAUGACCCGAGUGUACUACAAAGAAGCUGUUGGUGCCUUUGUGGUCUUUGAUAUAUCCAGAGGCUCCACGUUUGAGGCCGUCUUAAAGUGGAAGAGUGAUCUGGAUAGUAAAGUCCAUCUUCCAAACGGCAGCCCUAUCCCUGCAGUCCUCUUAGCUAAUAAAUGUGACCAGAAAAAGGAUGGUGGCCAGAGCCCUCCCCAGUUGGACCAGUUCUGCAAAGAACACGGUUUCACCGGAUGGUUUGAAACCUCGGCAAAGGAUAACAUAAACAUAGAUGAGGCCGCGCGGUUCCUAGUGGAGAAUAUCCUCGCAAACCACCAGAGCUUUCCUAGUGAAGAAAACGACGAGGACAAAAUCAAACUGGAUCGGGAGACCUUGAGAGCAGAGAGCAAGUCCCAGUGUUGCUGACAUGGCUUCCGGCCCCCGUGCGGCGCGCAGCCUGACCCGGCGGGAGCCAAUCCCGGGAAGGGACAGGGGCGGACGUGCUGCUCUGUGCAAAUCUUCCCAGGGCUGCCCUUCAAACGAGCGCGCCGGGUUUCCUUCAGGUUGUCUAGAUGUUACUUUGUACGGAAGGACUGCGAUGGCACCCCGGGAGCCUACGCCGACACGGCGUGUGGUCAGGGGGCUCUGCCGGCCACCCCACACCUGAACACGGGAACACUCAGGCCUCCACGGUGGUUGCCAUGUAGUCAGGAUGAUGUUUCCGUCCUCCUUAACAUCCUUCUAAAAGGAUGCUCCCUCAGGAUUUGGGAAGACUUUCAAGUUGUGCCUUUUAGCGGAAGCUCCGGGUGGUCAGGGAACCUGACCUGAGGUCUUCCAGUAAUUUUGGGGGCCUGGGUUUUUAUCUCCACAUUCCAUUCUCUCCAGGGAGGCUGUCGGCUCUGUUAGUCAUGGAAGGCUGUUUUGCAGUCCUUUUUCUACUUAAAACUUUGAUACUUCCUGUAAAAUUGUUCUCGUCACAUUUCAUAAUGUCAUUAGUCUUCGCCUGUGGGGCGUGGCCUGGCUGACGACGCAGGCGCACUGGCGUCCUUGUCCUUGUGAGGGACGCAGGCGCACUGGCAUCCUGCCGUCUGGCUGCUGCCAGUUGGAAACCAUAUAGACGAACAUCCCUUCUCUCCUCUUCCUCCCGAGCGUUUCUUUUUGUACCUGAGAGCCUGGCUGCUGUUACUGCUGCAGUUCGCUCUAACUGGAGCUCGUCUUUUCAAAUCUCUAUUAGUAACAGUAACAGAGAAGUUACUUCAAAGCAUAUACAAUUAAAUCUGAGAUUCUCUAAGUAUGAAUUGUGAAAGAAACUAGGUCAUGUGUAGUUUUUACGUAAAGUUUUGGACGUUUAAAGUAUAGCACAUGAGAAAGGGCAGCCUCAGAGUAUUUGUAUUACCGUUUAACCCAGUUAAGGAAAAGAAUAAAUAUUUUCACUGAAA